AUGUCUGUAUUUUUGAAGACUAUUAUUAUUGUUUUUCCGGUGUUGUUAUAUUAUAUCAUUAUUGUAACUGAAGGCUUAAGAUGCUUGUGCCAUACUUCAAUUAAAAAGUAUUAUAAUUUUGAAGAAAAUAAUCCGAAUCGAAACUUGACCAUAGGAUUGAUUUUCCUUUGCUUUACAGUCAUAUUAGAGUGGUAUAAUGUAUCUCAAAUAAUUAACACAGAUCAAUCCUUGAUCUUCUGGGUAAAAGGUAUUACAGUAGGAAACACUGUUUUAAUUGCUGCAAUUUUUGGACUGGUUUUAUUUACGGAGUAUUUGAAACCAAAUGAAUCGAUUGCAACUUUCAAUGAUAUUCAAGAUGAUUUCAAGUCUUCUUUGAUUUCUUAA
Messenger RNA from Scheffersomyces amazonensis, 384 nucleotides. RefSeq lists its product as uncharacterized. NCBI's taxonomy places the organism in Eukaryota, Fungi, Ascomycota, Pichiomycetes, Serinales, Debaryomycetaceae. The coding region runs from base 1 to 384 and encodes 127 amino acids. The transcript has a single exon. The record is from RefSeq and is a predicted model, not a curated record.